UGCCAGGUUCAGGAGUGAACGAGUCAUUCAGCUGAAAUCUGAUUUCCGAAAAUCUCCAAGAAGAGAAGAAUUUACCAAACAUGAGACGACCAGAAGAUAUUCGGGGAGUGAACAGUCCAAACAGCUCGGCCUACUCCGCCACUCUUAGGAAACUCCUGUUGUAUUCCUUUCUUCUCUUCACGAUACCCAUCUUCCUCUACUUUUGCCUGAAGCACACGAUUCUUGAAGGUAUGUUCCAAGUAGCUGAACAUAGUGCCACCCUGUACGGGGCCUUUGCAGCAAUAGCAGCAGUCCAUGUGAUUCUUGGUCUCUUUGUGUACAGUGCAUUCAUGGAGGAGGAAAGAGCAAGACCUGUGAAAACUGAUUAGUUUUAUUUUUAAGUCUUUUCUAAAAAAAAAUAAUGACACUAAAUAUACUACAAAGUCAUCUAUCAUCAACAAGGAUACCAUGUGACUGUCUUCGUGACCAUCUGAGGAAUAUUUUUUAAUUUUUUAUUAAACUUUGCGAAGAUAUGUUCUUUACAUGAGAUAAAGUGUGUGGGGGACAUUUAGAAAUGGAUGACAUAAAGACACUGUAUAUAACUGCUGGAAGGCAAUUGAGAUUCAUGAACUUCAGUGUUACCCCCAGUUACUGCUCUUUUAGUCACAGCAAAAACAGCAUCUAUUUCCGUUUUGACCAACUUGAUUUAUUCUACUCUUAAUUGUUGGACAGCAAGGAAACGAGAGAGGAUUGUUUUUCUUCCUUGUUUUGAAUUAAUAUAUUUAUAAUUAAAAAAACAAGUGAUUCUGGUUGAGUAAUCCAAGUGCUUAAAGGGAAAAACCAACCUUAAAACUAAACUACUCUAAAAGAAAGGGGAGAUAUUAGAGAAGUAGACCUGUAACAAAAUUGGACAAAAAUUUAGAAAGUUAUGAAUUUUGGAAAGUGUGUAGAUACCUGUGGACACUUCAACAGAAUCGGCAGAGUCAAUGUGACGAAGGUGCCAGACAACUUUCCCAUUUAUUCCAGCAUACAAACUGACUAAAAUGUCGAUUUUUCAAAAUGUAUGACGCUGGAGAGUUUUUCUUUUAAGGAACCUUUGAUAAUAUGCUACCCACAAUAUGCCCAAAAGGAGAAGGCGAUUAGCAGAAAAACAGAAUGCAUAGGUAUUUUGUAUACAUGCCAAAUGGGAGAAUUGUCUAUGAGUAUGUCACUAUUUCAGUCACCGUUUUGCCAAUUUGUGUAAUUCAAACCCUCGCCAUUCUGUUUCUCUUAUUUUUCUGCUUAAAAAUGAAAAUGAAAAUGAAAUUAUUACAAAAGUUGGACUGCCCCAAGUGCCCUUUAAUGUGACUUUGUCUUUUCAGUGAAUUUGAAAAUAAUGUCUCCCUUUUGUGCAAUAUGGUAGUCUCAAGUUCUUAAAUUCAUGUAAUUUACUUAAUACUCCUCUCAGUCUCUGGAUUCUUGUAUGUUUGUUAAGUUGAUUUUUUUGUUUGUUAAUGAUUUAAGAGGGAAAAGAUGGAGUGAUAAGGUAAUCUUAUAUUGAUGGAGAGUGGGUCAUCAUGAUUUCUUUUUUCCUAUAUACAUGUAGUAUGGCCCAAGUAUUCUUUAGUACUGGUAAUACACAUGCAGCCAUCUUUUGUCAAAUAUUUGGGCACAAUUUCUCUUUAAUGACGA
This is a messenger RNA of Strongylocentrotus purpuratus (purple sea urchin), 1650 nucleotides long. RefSeq names its product vacuolar ATPase assembly integral membrane protein VMA21-like. The transcript is spliced from 3 exons. The record is from RefSeq and is a predicted model, not a curated record. Gene Ontology annotation, cellular component: endoplasmic reticulum membrane. Gene Ontology annotation, biological process: vacuolar proton-transporting V-type ATPase complex assembly. The coding region runs from base 81 to 368 and encodes 95 amino acids. NCBI's taxonomy places the organism in Eukaryota, Metazoa, Echinodermata, Echinoidea, Camarodonta, Strongylocentrotidae.